Molecule: messenger RNA, 1830 nt
Organism: Rhizophagus irregularis DAOM 181602=DAOM 197198
Lineage: Eukaryota; Fungi; Glomeromycota; Glomeromycetes; Glomerales; Glomeraceae
Source: RefSeq, a predicted model, not a curated record
AUGCAAGCGUUAGACAAAGAACAACUUGAUAAUAAUAGUUUACCUUCUAAUAAUAUGGAUAAUACUGAAUUUUCUUCUCCUCACGCGCUCUCUUCGGAACAUGAUAUCUCAUCACAUGACAUCUCAAAUGAAAAAAGAGAUGCACCGAUUACAAACGAACAAGAUGCGAUGAGCAUUGAUCAUCCUGAUGAGUUGCUUGAUCAAAAUAAAACAAACACUGCUAAUCCCAAUACAGACGGAUCUGCAGCAAUUAAUAAUUCUACACGAGCUAUCACUACUUACGAAGUUUUCAUACCUCGGGAUAGUUUCAACAAAGAAAAAUCAAAUAAUGAAAUUUUAGAUCAAAUCAAAAAUGCAUUUGUCAAUGACAAAUCAGCUAUCAAAUUUAAAAUACAUACCUCAAUGACGUACACAUAUUUUGUUAUUACACUUACGUCACAAGAAACUUUUAUCCGAUUAACCACCAAGCCUAUAACUAAUCUAAAUAAUAUCAAAGCAUAUGAAUUAACACAGCAAAAUAUUGAAUCACGUGCAUUCAAAAUCUUUAAACCGCAAGACGAUAAUAUUUUAAGAGUAUUGGACGUCCCAUUUAAUUAUGACGUUAAACUACUAGUAUCACACAUUGCUACUACAACUGGUAAAAUUAUAGUAACCUACAAAGUGCUCAAAAAACGUCCUAGAGAAAUUAGAAAUAGAUUCAAUAACAAAAAAAUUUUUAUCAACCCACCAUACAAACUAGUUAUCAUUAAAUUUGAUAGUAAUGGUGCCUUACAAUAUCUUAUGGACAAAGAUAUGUGGGGAAUUCUUAUAGAAGACUUUUUAGUCAGGAUUGUUCCAGGAAACAUGCAAUGUGAUGAAUACAAAAAGCGCACUUCAUCAAGUUUCUUAGUAACUGGUAUUCCGCUUAACGCGAAUAUCUUUGACCUUAAAAAUCUUAUUACCUAUUUAAAAGGACGCACUUGUACCUUCACCCAAACCAAAAGGACGUCACUACACAAAAAUGCUUAUAUAUAUUAUGAUUUGAAUGAUUAUAAAGAUUCAACUCCAGUUCCAAAAUUUUCAACUGAUUUCAAUAACUCAAAAUUAUUCAUAUAUAAAUCAGAAGCCCACGUUAGAACAUGUGGUAAUUGUGGCGACUCUACUCAUCAAAUUAAUGAAUGUCCAGACUCAAAAUUUUCAUUAGGUCAUAGAGGUCAAAAAUAUUUCAAUAAGAAAUACAGUAUAUCAAACGAAAUAAUAAAUUCACAAAGCGUUAAUAGAAACAAUAUUAAUUCCAAUAAUAACACCGCCACUACAUCCAAUAAUGCACGUUCAAAUAAUAAUAAAUCGAAUUUUAAUACAUCAAAACAAGGAUCAACUCCCCGUGGCAGUACGUCAAAUUCUUUUGAUGUAAAAGAAAAAGAAGUUUUACUCAAAAGAAUUAAUAAUCUUGAAGCGGCUGUUAGAGAGCUUACGGAAAUGGUCUACAUUCUAAAAGAAUCUAAAGAUUCUACCAAAAAAGAUAUUGCCAUCAAUACACACAAUAUUACGUCGUUAAACAAGAAGUUUGAUAACAAUUCCUCUUCUAAUGAUACCCAAAUACGUACUCAUAAACAUAAUACCAGACAUAAUCCUUAUGGACAAUCUUCUUACCAACAAACGAAAAAUAGACACAUUCCUCAACACGAAGAAGUCGUAUACGAAAAUGAUAAUGUUAUGGAAGAACAAGAUGAAACAUAUGCUGAACAUGAAUAUGACAGCACAUAUAAAACAGAACAAGUGAACGAAGUAAUCCACCCUAAUCUUAACAAUUCUACUCCCAAGAGAUCGUUUCUUGUACUAGAAUACUAA